AUGGUUGUUAUCAUUAUGUAUGGAUACUGUGAUUAUUCAAAGAAGAAAGUGCAAUGGGAUUUCAUUAAGAAUAUUGGUUUAAAUAUUUCUCAACCGUGGGUUCUUCUGGGUGAUUUAAACUUUCAUUUAACUGAUACUUCUUCUGGGAGUUCUUCAUCAAGUGAUGGAAUGGUCAACUCUAUACUUCAAGAUAUUAGUUUAGAGGACUUGGGUUUUAUAGGCAGAGGACAUACUUGGUCGAACAACAAUAUGGGUACAGGUGAAAAGAGGUCAAAAAUUGAUUUGGCACUGGUUAAUGGGGCUUGGAACACUAGUUUCACAGACUCUAAACUUCUUCAUCUUUCUCAAAUGGGAAGUGACCAUUGUCCAAUCAUGCUGGUUACUGAUUACUCUCAACCAAAAUUAUGGAAACCUUUCAAGUUUUUCAGGACCUGGUUACAUGAUAGCACAUGUGCAGCUGAGGUGGCUAAAGCCUGGGAUAAGUCAGUUCAAGGGUCUCCUGGAUAUAAACUCAUCAAAAUACUCCAAUUCACAAGAAUCACUCUUUCUAAAUGGAACAAAAUACACUUUGGUGAUAUUAACCAAAAUGUGGAUACUCUUCAACAACAACUAUCUGUCAUACAAGGGCUUCCAUAUUCUCAUGAAAAUAAUAUCAAGGCUGCUGAGGUUGAAAGGGAACUAGAUAAAUGGCAUCAAAUUCAGUAUGAGUUUCAUAAGCAAAAAUCUAGAGAUAAUUUUGUAAAGGACAUGGAUUACAACACACGGUAUUUUCACACUCUUACAAAAAGGAGAAGAGCUAGGAAUAAUAUUGAUUCAUUACAAGAUGGGGAAGGUAACUGGCUACACUCAAGAGAUGAUACAGCUGCAAUGCUAACUAAUCAUUUUAAGAGUAUAAGUUCUUCUAAUAAUAUUUCUAUUGAAGAAAAACAUUAUCUGCAUAUUCCUACCUUAAUCACUGAAGAGGACAAUAGAAUACUUCUCUUACCUCCAACUAAUGAAGAGAUUGUGAAAAUAUUAAAAAGUAUGGAGAGCUGGUCAGCUCCAGGUCCUGAGGGUUUUUAA
Papaver somniferum (opium poppy) is the source of this 1062-nucleotide messenger RNA. RefSeq lists its product as uncharacterized. Lineage: Eukaryota; Viridiplantae; Streptophyta; Magnoliopsida; Ranunculales; Papaveraceae. Gene Ontology annotation, molecular function: catalytic activity. The coding region runs from base 1 to 1062 and encodes 353 amino acids. The record is from RefSeq and is a predicted model, not a curated record. The transcript has a single exon.